UCUCAUCAACCAGAGAACCCUACUAAAACAAAUCAUAAGUUUACCUCCUGGAUUGAGCUUAUCGAAGAGUCGUAGUAAGGGUCGAUAUUAUCAAUGGCCCUCCAGACUGACUUUAUUGCUGGAGCUGAAGCGGAGAACACUCUCCAGUCUAUCUGCUACAAGCGCGGUUCCCUUCAGCUACUCGACCAGAGAAAGCUUCCUUUGGAAAUUACUUACUUGGAUAUUCGAGAUGCAUCAGAUGGAUGGGUUGCUAUACGAGAUAUGGUUGUACGUGGGGCACCUGCCAUUGCUAUCGCAGCAGCCCUCUCCUUGGCUGUAGAAGUGUUUAACUUUGAAACUUUCAGCGGGACAUCUGAGGAUGCUGCUUCUUUCCUUGUUAAGAAGUUGGAAUAUCUUGUCUCGAGUCGACCAACUGCAGUGAAUCUUUCUGAUGCUGCAACAAAACUUAAACAAGUUGUAAUGCAAGCUGCUGAUACUUCUUCAAAGCAUGAGGAUGUUUUUCAGGCUUACAUACAAGCUGCCGAGAUUAUGCUCAAGGAUGAUGUUACUUCAAACAAAGCAAUUGGGUCUUAUGGAGCAAAUUUCCUUCGGGACCAUGUGAAACAUUCUCAGCAGCUAUCUAUCCUGACCCAUUGCAACACUGGCAGUCUUGCAACUGCUGGAUAUGGGACCGCCCUUGGUGUAAUCCGUGCAGUUCAUGCUGAAGGAGCACUAAAAAGAGCCUACUGCACUGAAACUCGUCCAUUCAAUCAGGGAUCUAGGCUCACCGCGUUUGAGUUGGUUCAUGAUAACAUACCUGCUACUCUCAUAGCAGAUUCUGCUGCUGCUGCAUUAAUGAAAAAUGGCCGCGUAGAUGCUGUCAUUGUUGGAGCAGAUCGAGUGGCUGCUAAUGGUGAUACUGCUAAUAAGAUUGGAACUUACAGCCUUGCCUUGUGUGCAAAUCAUCAUCAAAUUCCAUUUUAUGUUGCUGCACCACUUACCUCUAUUGACUUGUCCCUUUCUUCUGGAGAAGAAAUUAUUAUAGAGGAAAGAUCUGCGAAGGAAUUAUUGAACACGCAUGGAGGAUUAGGGGAACAAAUUGCUGCAUCUGGAAUUUCCGUGUGGAAUCCAGCUUUUGAUGUUACACCUGCCAAUCUGAUAGCUGGUAUCAUCACAGAAAAGGGUGUUAUCACGAAGAUGGGGAAGGAUGCUUUUGAUAUAAAGAACUUUGUUCAGAAUGCAACUCAGCAGACAUUUGUAUAAACAGUACUUCUCAAAUGCGGCAAGACUUGACAAGAUAUUUAUGACAAGUGACCUCGAUUAUGAUGAACACCAGUUUUUGCUGUAAGUCGGAAAAACUUGAGGAAGCGUGUAUGUGGUUUGAUAUAUUCUGCUAAACUUAACUGGAUAUAGUGAGAGUUGUUUUCGUUGAAUGGAAAAUUUUCAUGGAGUUGAGCACUUGCAUAUAAUUGGUUAAGCAACUGCCACAAUUCAUGAAAUAAUAUCUGCUGCUGCAAAUCCCAUUUCUGACUCGCGGUAUGCCCAUUCUGUUAUUAUUA
Carica papaya (papaya) is the source of this 1538-nucleotide messenger RNA. RefSeq names its product NagB/RpiA/CoA transferase-like superfamily protein. The record is from RefSeq and is a predicted model, not a curated record. Gene Ontology annotation, molecular function: S-methyl-5-thioribose-1-phosphate isomerase activity. NCBI's taxonomy places the organism in Eukaryota, Viridiplantae, Streptophyta, Magnoliopsida, Brassicales, Caricaceae.